This is a messenger RNA of Neohortaea acidophila, 1312 nucleotides long. RefSeq names its product ras family-domain-containing protein. Lineage: Eukaryota; Fungi; Ascomycota; Dothideomycetes; Mycosphaerellales; Teratosphaeriaceae. The transcript has 6 exons. Gene Ontology annotation, biological process: signal transduction. Gene Ontology annotation, cellular component: plasma membrane. Bases 456 to 1160 code for a protein of 234 amino acids. Gene Ontology annotation, molecular function: GTPase activity; GTP binding; GDP binding. The record is from RefSeq and is a predicted model, not a curated record.
UUCCUCCCCAAGCACGACAGGCCGCACCCAGAAAAGCGCCCUUCUUAAAAGCCGGCGCAUUGCCAUGUGGUUCGUCCUACCGCCCACGAACCAUGGAAAGGGUAGAGUGAUGAACGCAUUGCCCGGCACCUCUCUCGCAUAAGCUCCAAGCACUCUCGUGAUUUGUCUGCUGUACUACCGGAACACACAACCAACCACAACGCCCAUCACCGCUUUCUCGUAUCACCAGCUCGUCCAAGACGGGUGUUGUUCACUGCGGCCGUGCUUUGGAAUCCUACUCGUCGAGUUUGCUGCAACGUUCGUAUUCGCCUCCAGGCAAGGACCCGGAAAACGGACUCGUCACUCGAAGCAACAACCAUAUCAUCGACCUUCACACUCUCCCCCGAGGCUUCGAACGGAAAAGUUCUUGAGCGAUAAAUGCAAGCUCACCUUCGAUCUACCGGCAACAAGGUGCCAUGUCGCGCGCUGGACACCAGAGAGAACAUAACAUAGCAGUCAUCGGGUCUGGCGGAGUGGGCAAAUCCUGUUUGACGGCCCAAUUCGUGCAAGGCGUCUUUAUUGAGAGCUACGACCCCACGAUUGAGGAUUCCUACCGGAAACAAAUCAACGUUGAUGGCAGACAUGUCAUGCUGGAGAUUAUGGACACGGCGGGUACGGAGCAGUUCACAUCGAUGAGAGAACUGUACAUGCGCGAGGCCCAAGGCUUCCUCCUCGUCUUCAGCAUCACCUCCCUCUCCUCCCUCCACGAACUCACCGAACUGCGCGAGCAAAUCCUGCACGUCAAAAACGACCCGCACGUCCCCAUCGUGCUCGUGGGCAACAAGUCCGACCUCGAAGACGACCGCCGCGUCUCGCGCUCCCGCGCCUUCGCCCUCUCCCAGGCUUGGGGCAACGUGCCUUACUACGAGACCAGUGCGCGCCGCCGGAUCAACGUCACCGAGGCGUUUGUCGAUGUGUGUCGUCAGAUCAUCCGCCGGGAUUUGGCGAGGGGGGCGGCGUAUCCGUCUUCGCGGCGGGGGGCGCCGUCGCGUGGGCGAAGUGGUGGCGGCGGUGGGGAUUCGAGACGGUCGAGGCGUACGCGGGAUAGGUAUGAUCAUGAUGAGGAUGAUUAUGAGCCGCAUCGGCGGCGCCGAGACCGGCAUCGAUGUGUUAUUCUGUGAGGCAAGUAUUGAGAAAAUGACACUAUUACCAAGAGAACCUCAUUACUAUACGAUUGGGGCAAAUGUGUUUGCGAAGCUGCGAUACCAGCCCGAAGGUUGGAAUGCAACGGCACAUGUGGCGUCCUCCGUAUGCGAUCGCUGCUUUACGAGUC